Molecule: messenger RNA, 291 nt
Organism: Closterium sp. Yama58-4
Lineage: Eukaryota; Viridiplantae; Streptophyta; Zygnematophyceae; Desmidiales; Closteriaceae
Source: the annotation of a GenBank genome assembly
CAAGCUGAACGGAGUAUCGUAUGACUCACUGGCCCCCAUACCUGCGUCCAUAGGCAACCUCACAACCCUCACCUACCUGAGCAUGGUAGGCAACUCUCUCACCGGCUCUAUUCCAGAGUCGUUCAGCAAGCUCGUUCUUUUAAAGUCACUAGACCUGAGCGUCAACAUGAUAAAGAAACCCAUCGAUGCCAUCAUGACCCUCACUGCUCUCACCUACCUGAACAUGAGUAGCAAUUUUAUCAGCGCACCACUGUCGCCAGGCAUUGCCAACCUUCAAGCACUCAAGUACCU